Molecule: messenger RNA, 1563 nt
Organism: Penicillium brevicompactum
Lineage: Eukaryota; Fungi; Ascomycota; Eurotiomycetes; Eurotiales; Aspergillaceae
Exons: 1
Coding region: 1-1563 (520 amino acids)
Source: RefSeq, a predicted model, not a curated record
AUGGACUCAAAUGACGCGCCUGCGACGCGGCUUGCUCCGCAGCCCGCAUCUUCCAAUCCCACUACCGUUCCCAUGGCAAAACGCCGGCCUGGUCGGACAUUCAAGAAUCCACAACGGAGCAGCUCCUCCCGCUCAAGAUCUGGUCCAUAUAACCGUCCCUCGAACUCCCCUCGACCGUCGCGAUCACAUACUUCCACACCAAAUAUCAGAAUGCUUUCAAUGUUAGAGGCCCUCCCUGCGGAGGUGAUCGAGCAGAUCUUUCUGCACUCGUUGAAUCUCAACCUCCCUCAAGCUUCGCCGUUUCUUUCACGCGUCCUCUCGCGCGAGCACAUGUACCGCACCCUUAUUCUUCUCGCCUUCUGGAACGACCCGCCCAGCUACCCCGGGAGCGAUGCUAUAAACAAAAUGAUGGUUGGACCGCUGGAAUACGUCCCUCUCUCGCUAGAGGAAAGGACACGCCUACAAAAGAAAGUCUUCAAGUGCAAAUGGCUCACAAGGGAAAGAGUGCUUGAGCAGGUCCCGACAAUGCAGAUCUUGACUGUACACAGACAAUGGAUCAAUGCUGGUGUCGUAGUGGACAAGGCGCAACAGCAGAAACUUGAGCGUUUCCUUGCCCGGGAGAUCAAUAUAGACACGCCUACUGUGUUCAAAGGCCAAGGACCGCCAAUGCUCAAACUCCUCAAUUACUUGCUGUCCACGCCGUUUGGUGCAGAAUCCAGGAGAAUGUGUCCCAAUGCCACAAAGCCAGGGCCUCAUCCAUAUGAACUCGUGAUAGAACCUAUGCAAACGACCAAUAUUCGCUGUGCCAGCAUGCUCAGUGACAUACACUUCCCUGUACUCAAUCUGCGGGAGUUCCCAGAGCAUCUUCUCCGGGGCCGCAGUACUGGAUUCCUCCCCGAGGAUGUCGCAUUCAUGGAGAUGUUACGAAUGACCUCGUCCAAUUGGACUGACGGCACAAGGAAAGCGACCGAGACCAUCUUCAAUCGCAAGGCCGUGAACGAAGGCAUCCAAAAUGCAAUCCGAACUCAGAACCUCAGCGCCCUGCGUUGCCUUCUCAAAAUUGAUGAAUACAGCAUACGCUUCUCUCCGCAAAAUGUCACACGUGACAUCAUUUACAAGAUACCCCAGGAGCAUUUCCUCGCGGUGGUUCGUACUGGACGGGACAACCCUCGCCAUAACCUGGCCCUCUUUGAGGCUUUGCUACGCGCCAGCGCUGAGUCCGUGCCCACACAGUCAUCUGAAAUGACAGAAUGGAUUGUCGAAAAUGUCAACCUUUACAGCAAAGACCCAAAUCCUUCUCAUUUGAUGAACGUUAGACUCGCACACUGGUUGCUAGAUUGGCAGAUGCUCCUGUCUGAGCAUCUCAGAGACCUUGAUAACGGGUUUGCCUCCCAAUUGUUCGUUUGUGGGGGGUUGAACAUGCAAGAUAGCGAAGGUCAAAUCUUCAAUGCGAAGGUCUUGCGCCCUGAACGUGAGCCAUGGGGAAAUUGGAUCCAAGAAAGUCCAUUCCAGAGUGAGAAACACUGGAUCAUGAAGAAAACUGAACCCUCUCUCAAUCAAUGA